AUGACCAGCCAGCCCAUGGAGACCCUGGGCCAAUUCAAGAUCACCGUCUGGGAGGAAGAAAACUUCCAGGGGAAGCGCUGCGAAUUCCUGAUGGAGUGCCCCAGCAUCAUGGAACGAGGCUUCCGGAAGAUUCGCUCCAUCAAAGUGGAAAGUGGCCCCUGGGUGGGCUUUGAGUACCCUGAAUACCAAGGACAACAAUUCAUCUUGGAGAAAGGGGACUACCCUCGAUGGGAAGCCUGGAGUGGGAACAGCGGCUACAGGACUGAGCACCUGCUCUCCUUCCGGACUAUCAAGUGCGCUAACCACAGUGACAGCAAAGUGACCCUCUAUGAGGCAGAGAACUUCCAAGGACGCAAGUUUGAGCUCAGCGAUGACUACCCAUCCCUGCAGGCCAUGGGCUGGGGUAACAAAGAGGUGGCCUCCAUCAAGGUCAACUCUGGAGCGUGGGUGGCAUAUCAGUACCCAGGCUAUCGAGGCUACCAAUAUGUCCUGGAGCGGGACAAGCAGAACGGUGAAUACAAGAAGUACAGCGAAUACAGCACCCAGGCCCAUACCAACCAGAUCCAGUCCAUCCGCCGUGUCCAGCACUGA
Elgaria multicarinata webbii is the source of this 591-nucleotide messenger RNA. RefSeq names its product crystallin beta A2 (gene CRYBA2). Gene Ontology annotation, molecular function: structural constituent of eye lens. The coding region runs from base 1 to 591 and encodes 196 amino acids. NCBI's taxonomy places the organism in Eukaryota, Metazoa, Chordata, Lepidosauria, Squamata, Anguidae. The record is from RefSeq and is a predicted model, not a curated record. The transcript is spliced from 4 exons. Gene Ontology annotation, biological process: visual perception; lens development in camera-type eye.